Molecule: messenger RNA, 2139 nt
Organism: Colletotrichum paranaense
Lineage: Eukaryota; Fungi; Ascomycota; Sordariomycetes; Glomerellales; Glomerellaceae
Exons: 4
Coding region: 1-2139 (712 amino acids)
Source: RefSeq, a predicted model, not a curated record
AUGUCGGGCCAGGAGACGAAAGUGUUCCAGCCGGAAAGUCAACAAGAUUAUCACCAGCAAUAUUCUACUAGCUCAGGUCUGGAGGAUAAUAUCAAAGCUCUUCAGAACCAACUUCCCUAUGGCUCCAGCCAGGGCAUGUCAGCGCAAACAUGCCAUCUCCUUCAGGCAAACGUCUCGCCAUCCUUCCCUCCGAUAUCUGCCGACACUAAGCCUCAACAACACACCAGUAUCUCUCUUUCUCCAGCAAGAGGAUCUGGAACUGAGCGAGAGCAGAUAGCUAAGAUCAUGCUGGCUUCUCAUACACGCCAAGGUCACGCGAUGGACGGUACCUUUAUCCUCAGCCAGGGGCAGCUCAAAUCCUCGGAACAACCCUCAUUCGGAAGUGCUGGCUCGAAAGCCGAAUUCCAGUCCUCUACGACGCUAGGAGUGCAUUGUCCAUUCUGGAAAGUGUGGUGGCAAGAGCUGCUCUGCAUCAUCAUUAGUAUUACUUCAUUGAUCGUCAUCGUUGUCGUUCUCGUCUACUAUGAUGGUCAGACACUGCCAGACUGGCCCUUUGAAAUCACGCUCAACACAUUUCUCGCUUUUUUCACAACACUGGCAAAAGCGGCGUUCAUGUUACCAGUGUCCAUUGCUCUGAGUCAAUCGAAGUUCACCUGGCUCCAUGAAGCUGCUAUUCCGGGUGCGGCUCAAGCACUGGGUCACCAAUUUGGUGCCAUCUUGAUGGUUGUCAGCAUUCUUUCUUCUCCAGUAACCCAAUUGGCUGUCAAUUAUCGCCAGCGAAAUGACACCGCCCUGGAUGAAGAGGCUAGUAUCAUCACCAUCGAUAAAAUCAAUAUAUCCCACCGAAAGUUACUAAAGUUGGCGGACCUUGCGGCGUUCAAGGCUACAAUACCAGAAUCUGGUAACUUCGAAGAGCCAGCGCCCCCUCAGAGAGCUUCAUGCUCGACAGGAAAUUGCGAUUUCGGUCCCUAUCAGUCACUAGGUGUUUGUGUGGAUAUUGCCAACAUAACUUCAAAACUUCGGACUGAGUCGAAAAGUAACUUGACGUCAGAAUUACUUGAAGACGGUGGUGGGAGACUGGGCCCUGGUCAAAAGACAUGGAAUGUUAGCCUUUCGAGUGAAUACGGGGUUCUGCAUCAAAACCCUUUGGUGGUCAAAGGCGGCGAGCUUAUGGGGACCGAUACCUUUGGCUUCUCUAACAACACAAGGCUUCUCGAAACUAAAAUCGCCUCGUUCUUUUUCAUCUAUACCUCCCCGACACCGCCCAACAAAACUACUCAAGAUCUUCGGAAGUACCUAAACGAUGAAACCAGUAUGGCGCCCUUGGUUGAAAGCUUUGGAUACGAGGCACUCGAAGUCGUAUUCCAUAUGUGUGUUCAGAAGUUUCAAACCAAAGUCCACAUGGGGGUAGAAAAGACUCACAUGAUUGACGCCUUAUCGCAAAUCGAUGAUAAAAGCAAGGGAAUCAUCUUGGGGCCCAAUUGUCAACCUUUGGUGGAUAGACUCGAUGCAUGCGAGCCAGUGAAAGACCCAGGUGACUUAGUUGCACAUCUCAACCCCCCGAGUCCUGGAACAAGGAAGUUUAGCGCUCCGUACAAGUCAAUGUGGCAUAUAGGAGCAGGAUUCUCCUAUUUUCUCAGUGGAGAAGCAGAGAUACGAUAUGUGGCUGAGGGGAGGGCAUUCAUCUGGUCAGAUGGCUUUUCCCGGCCCGUCUUCGAAAAUAUACUCUACAACAACAAAAACAUGUUCAAUUCCACACGGCGAGCAGCCCAACUGAACAAUUUCUUCCAGGAUAUUGCCACUAGCUUAUCAUCUACCUCACGAACCGCUCAUCAUCAAGAUAAGAGACCGGGGGUGUUCGUCAUCAAGGGAACCCCUUUGAAGGAGGUGACGUACGUUCAUAUAACAUGGGGAUGGAUUUCAUUCCUCGCCGUCGAGAUUGCUGCAGCAGUAUUAUUCCUAGUCAUCGCCAUUACCGCCCAGAGCACGGUAUCUCGAGAAAGAGGACCGGAGAACGUAUACAUCCCGGCAGACGCAAAGGACUCGGCUCUGGCAACUCUUGUCGUCCUCAGUAAGGAUUGCCGCGAAGCCUUGGGUGAUGGUCUGCAGCCGGCAGGUGUCCUUCAGAAGACUUCGUAG